Messenger RNA from Sorex araneus (European shrew), 3578 nucleotides. RefSeq names its product zinc finger protein 426-like. The transcript is spliced from 7 exons. Gene Ontology annotation, biological process: regulation of DNA-templated transcription. Bases 756 to 1208 code for a protein of 150 amino acids. Lineage: Eukaryota; Metazoa; Chordata; Mammalia; Eulipotyphla; Soricidae. The record is from RefSeq and is a predicted model, not a curated record.
AGUCCUGCCCACUGUCCCUGGACCCCGCUGUAGUGUAACUCCAUCUGCCGCUUUCUCUUCUAUUGUAUUUGUUUUUAUCCCACAGCGGAUGUGCUCAGGGCCACUGGAGACCUACCAGCACCUUCGGGCCUUCGGUGAGAGCAGCCUGGGAGCAGGGCUGGGCUUUGUGUUCCCCAGGGACAGUGGUUCUGAUGGGCCAGGAUUAUUGACAGCAAUGCUGAUUACUUUCACAUGUUCAUUUCUCUUUUUCUCUUUUUGUUAUUUGGCCAUACUUGGCAAUUGUGAGGCUUACCUCUGGGAUGCAGGGGAUCUACCCAGGUCAGUCAAGAGCAUGGGAAAGCCCCCCACGUGCUGUACUAUCGAUUAGCUUCCUGUGAAUAGUUCCUUCCAUUGCUAAAUGAAUCUACUUCUUGUACGACCACAGGGGCCCAUGGGGGGUGCUGUGGACUAAACCGGGUCAGCACCUAUAUGGCAGAUGUUCUACCGUACCUGGCCUGCAACUUCAUUUUUUAUUAUUUUUUUUCUGUUUUGAUUGUGUUAGGGGCCUACACCCAGCAGUGCUCAUGGAUCACUCUGGCUGUAUAUUCAGGAAUUUCUCAUGCCAGUGCUCCUGGCCCAUAUGGUUGCGAGGGAUCAAACCUGUCUCUGUGUGUCACCAGGUGCCGGCCCUGCUCUAAGCGACAGGGGUUUCUGGGGUGAAGCCUGCAGUGAUCUCCUGGCUUGAAGGAGGAGCCCUGAGGCCAGGGAGAAGAGGCAUGUGUGCAGAAAGGAAAUUGCAGCUUCAUGGGUUUUCACUGCACCAAUUUGAUUUGGGAAUUGAGUCACCAAAAAUGAGUGAGUUGGAACCUGCUCGCGCACAUCAGUUUGCAAAGCCUCCCCUACUUCUCAUCUCUCCUGGACCAGCGACCCAGGCUAUUGGGGGUGCAGUUUCCUUCCCCGACGUUGCCGUGAGAUUCUCCCUGGAGGAGUGGACAUGCCUGGACGCUGAUCAGAGAAAGCUCUACAGGGACGUGAUGCUGGAGACCUACCAGCACCUGCAGGCUGUGGAGCCAUACCCAUGGAUAACCAAGGAGUACUCACAGCUCAAUGCUCAAGGAUCCCUUAUGCCAGGUCUUGGGAACCCUUUGAUGUGCCGGAAUAAGAGGCUGAUUUAUUCAGGGGAGGUGAUCACAACUUCCUCUUGGCUCCGUGCUCCCGAUUCACCGUGACCAGCCUGAGGGGCCUCCGGGAUGUGCUGACUCCAUAUCUACCCUGGAAACUACAGUGACUCGGGUCCCAGUACAUGUGUUUCCCCUAUUCUGUCCUUCCCACCCUGGAGAGGCUCUCCUGCUCAGUCACACAGUCUCACCUUCACUUGCUGCUGUGUGCGCAGUUCUGGGCAUGCGCUGGUCCCAGGGAGCAAAGGAUCUCUGGGGCCGGCAGAGGCCUUCCAGAUUAAUCCACUUCCCUGCUUUGAGAGGGAUUGAGAGCGGCCCUGAACCCUUAGUUCAGAGUCCUGUGGCACUCAUGUCCUCGCCCAGCUUUGAGUCGAUCACUGAGGAUGAGUGUCCUGUUCCUGUCCAUAGUGAUCAUGGGCUGUGGCGUGCAGGGCAUGUGUGUUUAGUAUUUUGGCCUCACCCAGCAUCACUUUUUGGGUCCUGAUGGGUCUGUGCUCAGGUGUUCCUCUCUGCAGUGCUCACUGGAACACUGGUGCUGGGACAGACCCGGGGUGUUUGUGUGCAAGACUCACGCUCCCAGGAACCUUCUAGUAUAGCAUCCUCACAUUUUACCAGUCCAACCGCUUAGAGUGAUCUCUGGGCCUAUCUACUGGAGUUUCACAUGUAACGUGGUUUCUCCCAAGGCUAUUGGCUCUGAACCCCUCUGUGGCCCAGGGGGGCAAGGCAACGGGUCCUUAAUAAUGUCCCCCUGUGUAACUGACUCAGAGCGUUCCCUGAUGUGGCCGUAAGCUUCACCCCCAAAGAGUGGACAUGCCUGCACGGACGCCUCUCAGAGGAAUCUCUAUUCCCCCUCCCCCGCCAAACCCCUUAGUGUCACCUUCUGCAGCCUCUCCUCAGUCACGCGAGGGCUCACCCUCUCACCCCCACCCCUGGACACCUUCCCUCCAGCUGGCCCUGACUCUUCCCCCACUGAUGGUUUCCCCCUGGGGCAUCACUGACCUCCUGCUCUCAGAAAGACCCUGUCAUUUUCCAGUUCUGCCCUGCUCGUCUCCUCCUGCCUGGGCACACAGUCACUCGGCCCCCUGCCUUCUCUGAGGGUCCCAAGCCCCCUGAAUCCUGCACACGGUACCCAGUCUGUCAUCCCCACUUGCAUCCAGUUCACCGCAGGACCUUUACACCUGCUGCCUCUCCCUUGCAGUACACUCUGACUUCAGGAACAUUUAUUCCUUGACUCCAACCCUCACCCGCCCUUCUCCCCUUCUCACCCAGAACCUUUCCACUCUAUAUCAGGGGUGACCUGGGGCUUCCCUAGCUUUUUCCAUCAACUUAGCUUCUCAGGUGCCCCGAGGUACAUCUGAGCGAGCCCCUGCCUAGAGUCUUGGUUCUGGGUACCCCGGUCAUAUUUAUUUGUUGGAAGGAACGUUGAGAUUGACAGAGAAGCGCUGAGUCUGCAGAACCGGCUUCCCCAGCCACCAUGCGGCUCCGGCAGCCGCCCCCUCCCACGCUGCCCCUUAUUCCCGUUAUUGGUGGCUGUGGGUCUGGGGCCCACGCCAGGGUCCUUUUCCUGGCUCUCAGCUCACGAGUGCCGCCUAGCGGUGGGAUGGACUCCGCAUGGCACUUCCCCUCCUGUGUUCUUCCGUCCCUGGUGGUGCUGUAGACCCUGGGAGGUGCCCAAGAAUAGAACCCGGGUCGGCCGCGUGCAAGACAAGCACCCUCCCUGCUGUACUCUUGCUUGGGUCCCCUUUUUUUUCUUAAACAGCCUUUAUCAUCAUCAUCGUGUAACAUUCUGUUGUGUUUCAUUUGUUCCCACUAGGACUAUUUUUUUGGGGGGGUCACACUCGGCAAUGCUCAGGGGUUACACCUGUCGGUACUUGGGGGACCCUAUGGCAUGCCGGGAAUUGAACCCAGGUGGCCGCGUGCAAGGCCAGUACCCUACCCACUGUACUGUCACUCCGGCCCCUCCCUUUCCUGCCCUUAGGCCCUCCUCCUGCACCCACUACCCGUAAUUCUGAGGGCCCCUCUGGACUCCUAGCUCCAGUCUUAGGGAUUCAGCUCUUGCAUUCUUUGUGUGUUUGUACAGAGUUUGAACUCCUUAAAGAAUGCUAUAAUUUGGGGAGAUUUGUUGGUUUGCUUUUGGGGUCCACUCAGCACUGCUCAGGUUUGACUCCUGGCUCUGUGCCAGGGAACUCUAGGGGGUGCUGGGGAUUGAACCCGAUCCACACACGUGCAAGGCACACACCCUGCCCUCUAUGCUGUUUCUGCCUCCAGUGAUGGCCAUUUCCACAUACAAGUCUCUGUCUCCCCUGAUGAAUACAUUUCUGGUUACUUCUUGUUUACAAUCGAGAGGAGGCGAGCAGAACCACAGUAGAGUGGGGAGGGUGCUUGCCUGGCGUGCUUCUGGCCUGGGUGUGAUCCCUGGCA